This is a messenger RNA of Lotus japonicus, 2189 nucleotides long. Its product is annotated as nuclear/nucleolar GTPase 2-like. Bases 1288 to 2016 code for a protein of 242 amino acids. The transcript is spliced from 8 exons. Lineage: Eukaryota; Viridiplantae; Streptophyta; Magnoliopsida; Fabales; Fabaceae. The record is from RefSeq and is a predicted model, not a curated record.
CGUAGUUUUCCCUACGUGUUUCUAUCGUGAUUUUUUCUUCCUCUUGGAACCCUGGCCGCUUCAUCUAUCGUUUUCCUUAUAGACUCUCGUGUGAAAUUGCUUAUCAGGAGUCUUCACCUGCUCCUUCUAUAGAUCUAUAAAUCAUGUGAUUGUUGCAACCUUGGGCCAACUACAAGUACUUAUGAGUCAGAGCUGCACAAUUCUACACCAUCCAUCCAGAUUAUAAAUAGGUACUAGUUCUAUCACUUUCACUUUUGUUUUCGCCGCUACUAAAUAUCUUCUAUUUUGAUCUCUUUAUGAAAUUCAUGGAUUUAAUCACCGAUUUCUACUCUCUCUGUGUGUGGUGGUGUUAAUAUGAAUGUCUUAAUAUUUGAGUGUAAACAAGUGAAGGUUUUGGUAGAGUAUCUAUGGCACUGUAUCAGGUUAUUUAUCAACAAGCAUGUUGUCUAGCCUAUAUGGUAAAUAACAGACAAUAGAUUUUGGUAUUUUUUAAUGUCUUAUUUUGUUCUUGGACUUCUUGUAUGUACUCAUCAUCUUUGUGUUUUGUGUCCAUGAAAAGCAUGCUGUCAUAUGUUUCUUGUGGUCUCUUGGUUAUGAGGCGUGAGUUUCUUUAUUCAGACAUGAGGGGGGUUUAGGUGUAGGUGAGCAUAGUUAUAUUAUGGAUUGAGCUGUUUUGCAAUUUGGACGAUGCGAGUGUGCUCACUCCAUGCAUUCUGCCAAAUAUAUCAUCUAUGUUCUGCAAUAUUAAAAUGCAAUGGUUGACCUAUUAUGGAUAAAUAGAUGCUUGUACUUGAAAGUACACGUAAAUGACUAGUUAGUUAAUGUCUGAUACAUUGCAGCCUACUCCCUAUGUCUAAUUCUGAAAAUAGUCGAAAAAAUGCAAAGUGGUAUCAAUACAUUACCAAAGCUUUACUUAAACUUUGUAUGGAAGAAAUUCGCAAAAGUGGAAAACCGGGAAUUGCAUUUAAAGUUAAGAAAUAGGAAGAAAUAAGAGAAGACUUUGAAAAAUAAACUACUAGAAAUUAUACCGUAAAGCAAUUGAAGAAUAAGAUGGACAAUUUGAGGACUGUUUGGGUUACAUGGAAGCAACUAAAGGGUAAAGAAACAGGGUUGGGAUGGAACAACCAGUCAGGUACUAUUGAAGCUGAUGCGACAUGGUGGGAUGCUAAGAUGAAUGAGAAUUCUAAGUAUGCAAAAUUUUGAUAUAACAGACUAGAAUUUCAUGAUGAAUUGGAAUUCAUAUUUGGGGAGACAGUGGCAACAAGUCAAGAUGCAUGGACUCCAGCUAUGAGUGUACCAAGUGAGUCUGGUGGCAGAAAUACAACUCCAGAUGUGCUGCAUCGAGUUAUGGAAUCUGAUGAUGAUGAUUUCAAUCUUGAAGAUGAUGUUAGCCCUACGGAAAACAAUCAACUCAAAAAGAAAAGAAAGGUGACACAAGAUCACAAUGGCACAGUAACAAUAGUUGGAUCUCUCUCUGGCUCUGCAAUGGAGAAGAAGGAGAGGAACGUGAACGUCUACAGAAAAUCGAAGCAGUCUCUCGACGCCAACCGCAGCAAUGACGCGAAGAUGGAGGUGUGCUCCGGUCGCCGCUGCAUGUAUAAACCUUACCCGCGACCACCCUGUCCCUAUCCAGUCCCUUGGUCCAGGCUGCAAAGUCACAUGUCCAGUAAUUACAAUGUUCACCAAAAGCAAAAGCAAUCAAAUCCAAGGGUUCUACGACCUUUCAAUGAUGUGUUUGGACCUAAGACUAAAAGGAAGUGCCCCUGUCUCUUGGCUUGUGAUUAUCAGUCCUUAGCUGAGAAAGGUGAUGCUGCACAAGACGAUUUUGAAGAAAAGUGUGGUGCUAGUGGAACUGCAGAAGCUAAUGAAGCAGAUGCAUUUAGAGAUUUAGAGGAUAAAGCCCAAAGGGAAAGUAACUACACUAGAGCAGUUCUUGGGAAAGACACUCCCGUACAAUCAAAGAAAAGAAGGUCCUCUACAGCAAGAGGGAGGAGCCUCAAAAUAAUGAACACCUAAAGCAAGAGCUUGGGCCAAAUUAGCCCGACAAUCUGCCACUUGAUUAGCUUCCCACAAUGUAUGCAUACAUUGAACCUCCCAAUCCUUAAAUAUGGAGAAGGAUGCAAACUAUCACAAUCCUAAUUAUUUUUUCAUUUGCAUUCAAACGAGUAUAAAAUCUAAUUUUAACGUAA